AUGUCAAGCCAAAGUACUGCUCAGAAUAGUGCACACGAGGCUGGUGAAAUCAGUGGUCAAAUUCAGCUAAAGAGGGAUGAGAUGAUGGAUCAGGCACCCCAUGGCCAGGCCACCAACUCUCAGUCUUCUGAUGAUCAGAACUCUUCUUAUACUACCCAGGCCACCAACUUCCUUCAACAGACAGGAACGCAAGUGAAGCAUAUGGCACAAGGAGCAGCUGAUGCACUGAAGACCACUUUGGGAAUGAACAGUGCUGACAGUACUUCCAAUGCCCCCAAUCCCACCGCCAACACCGCCCCCACCCCUAGUACCAACCAUCCAAGCAACCCAUCUCCCAGGACUUGA
Durio zibethinus is the source of this 345-nucleotide messenger RNA. RefSeq lists its product as uncharacterized. Lineage: Eukaryota; Viridiplantae; Streptophyta; Magnoliopsida; Malvales; Malvaceae. The record is from RefSeq and is a predicted model, not a curated record.